AUGAGACGUAGUUUAGCGCCGAGCCAGAUUGGCGCUGGUGAUACUGUCUUCAAAAGUCCUUUGCUUGAUUCGACUAAACGCAAACGGCGGGAAUGCACAAAAAUACCUCUGACCCAAAAGUCUGCCUCCCAAGCGCUGUCUGCAUCGGAACAUGAGAAUCUCAUACGACAGAUAUUGAAUAAACCUUUCAAAGUUCCGAUCCCAAAUUAUGUUUCAUCUUAUUGCAGCAAAAGUUUAGGACUAAAAAGAAGUCAAGUAAGACGUGCUUUACAUGAUCCAGAUGAACCAAACGCUUUGGUCUUGUACCGUCCACCACACAUUCCUGAACAUGAAAGGAUGAAAAUGAGCCCAAAUGAGAUUAAAGUAGCAGUUGUAGUAGAUCCAGUGCUUGGUAAUAUUUUAAGACCUCAUCAAAGAGAAGGUGUAAAAUUCAUGUACGAUUGCGUCACUGGGAAACAGAUCGAAAAUGCUUAUGGGUGUAUCAUGGCGGAUGAGAUGGGACUGGGAAAGACACUUCAGUGUAUAACUUUAUUGUGGACCUUAUUAAGGCAAGGGCCUGAUUGCAAACCUUAUAUCUGUAAAGCUAUUAUUGUUUGUCCAAGUAGCUUGGUAAAAAAUUGGUACAAUGAAAUUCAUAAAUGGCUAGGCCAAAGAAUAAAUGCAUUGCCAAUGGAUGGUGGUUCUAAAGCUGAAAUCACAUUAAAAUUACAACAAUUUAUGAACACCUACUCAGCUACGAGGGUUGCAACUCCAGUACUGAUUAUAUCAUAUGAAACAUUUAGAAUAUAUUCUAAUAUAUUACACUCAUCAGAAGUUGGAUUAGUUCUUUGUGAUGAAGGGCACAGAUUGAAAAACAGUGAAAAUCAAACAUACCAGGCUUUAAUGGGUUUAAAAGCUAAGAGAAGAAUUUUAAUAUCCGGCACUCCAAUACAAAAUGAUUUAACAGAAUAUUUCAGUCUAGUGCACUUUGUCAAUGAAGGUAUACUAGGUACCGCCCAAGAAUUCAAGAAGAGAUAUGAAAACCCAAUAUUGAAAGGUCAGGAUGCCUUAGCAUCUCAGCAAGAAAGGGAAAGAGCUCAAGAAUGUCUGCAGACAUUAACUUCUAUAGUCAAUAAAUGUAUGAUAAGAAGGACAAGUAACUUACUCACUAAGUACUUGCCAGUCAAGUUUGAGCAGGUCAUUUGUGUGAAAAUGACUCCCCUUCAAACUCAAAUAUACAAGAACUUUAUUAACUCUGAUGCUAUACGGAAUAAAUUCUCUGGUACUGGUGAGAAGAACACCCUUAGUGCUCUUUCUAGUAUCACCACUUUGAAAAAGCUUUGCAACCAUCCAGAUCUGGUUUAUGAUAAAAUUAUAGAAAGAUCGGAAGGUUUUGAGAAAGCUAGAGAUUUGUUACCAAGUAAUUAUGAUAUCAAAGAUGUCAAACCAGAAUAUUCAGGUAAACUGAUGAUAUUGGAUUGCAUAUUAGCUAAUCUUAAAACAAACACAGAUGACAAGAUUGUCCUUGUGUCUAACUACACACAAACACUAGAUCUAUUUGAGAAAUUAUGCAGAAAAAGAUGUUACCAUUAUGUUAGAUUGGACGGUUCUAUGACAAUCAAGAAGAGAGCUAAAGUUGUGGAAAGCUUUAAUAGUAAAGAUUCUAAAGAAUGGAUCUUCAUGCUUAGUUCGAAAGCUGGAGGCUGUGGACUGAAUCUCAUUGGUGCAAACCGUUUGAUCAUGUUUGACCCAGACUGGAAUCCCGCGAAUGAUGAUCAAGCAAUGGCUAGAGUGUGGCGUGAUGGACAAAAGAAACCCUGCUAUAUUUAUAGAUUACUGGCUACAGGUACAAUUGAAGAGAAGAUAUUCCAAAGACAAGCUCACAAAAAGGCUCUCAGUGAUACAGUUGUCGAUCAAAAUGAGGAAUCUUUACGGCAUUUCACUUCAGAUGAUCUGAAAGAUUUAUUCAGAUUAGAAGAAAAUACUCUUUCAGAUACACACAGCAAAUUUAAAUGUAAGAGAUGCAUUAACAAUAUACAAGUGACUAUGCCACCAGAGAAUUCUGAUUGUACGUCUGAUUUAUCUAAUUGGUAUCACUGUGCAGAUAAGAAGAGCUUAGCUGAUUUGGUUUUGAAGCAAUGCUGGGACUUGGCAAAAACCAUUUCAUUUGUGUUUCACCAUCGUUCGGCUGAAACAGAAGCUAAAAUAGAAAUAUCAGAAGAAGAUAAAGAAAAUGUCCAACAAAAGAAAAAGAGAAAAAUUGAAAUAGAUGAAGAUUAUUCUGAACCUGAUGAUAGUGCUGAUGAAGAUUAUGAAUAA
This is a messenger RNA of Diatraea saccharalis (sugarcane borer), 2298 nucleotides long. The record is from the annotation of a GenBank genome assembly. Lineage: Eukaryota; Metazoa; Arthropoda; Insecta; Lepidoptera; Crambidae.